AUGUUCCUCGAUCUCUUCCGGUCCAAAGAGACCAGAAUGAACAAAGCGGCCACCGCGCGAGUGAUCAAAGAGCAGAAAGAGAACCGCAAGCGUCAGGAAAAGGCCGUUGCUGCAGCGAAGCCGAUGGGUCCUAUGAUUCAGGAUCUGGAGGCGGCACUCACCACCACUCCGGAGGUGGACAUGAUGGAAGUCACUCCGGGGGAGCCUCCAGCAGUUGUGACUCAGGUGGUAGCAACAGCAGUGAUUCAGGCGGCGGUUCGGACUCCGGAGGUGGCGGAGGAUGCUAAACGGGAAUGCGGGCUCGGUUUCAUCCAGUUUUAUAUUAACAUCACCAACUCGGAGGAUUUUUUUGAGGAACUAGUCCGACAAUAG
This is a messenger RNA of Penicillium brevicompactum, 372 nucleotides long. RefSeq lists its product as uncharacterized. Lineage: Eukaryota; Fungi; Ascomycota; Eurotiomycetes; Eurotiales; Aspergillaceae. The transcript is spliced from 2 exons. Bases 1 to 372 code for a protein of 123 amino acids. The record is from RefSeq and is a predicted model, not a curated record.